AUGGCGACCGGCGGGGCGCUCGGAUGGCUGCUCCUCUGCGCCCUCCUAAUAUCUCUGCGGACGGCCGAUGGCUACAUGGUCGACAUCACCUACCUCGAGAGCGCAGUGGCCAAAGGGGCAGGUAUCCAUUCCUCGAGUUCUUCAAGAUCUGGCCAGAAAGAAGCUCGUAUCUGAUGCCUUAUUGCUUCCUCUCCCCCGCGAGCUUCGUCACCUUUCUCGAUCUCACGGUCUGACGAUGUCCUGUCCUGCAGUGUGCCUGGACGGGAGCCCGCCGGCCUAUCACUUUUCCCCCGGCUUCGGGUCGGGGGCCAACAGUUGGCUCAUCCAGUUCGAGGUCAGUCUUUUCUUGACGAUUGGCCUCCCCCUCCCGAUUUGACUUGCUUCUUGUUUUCGGGGCUCCACGAUUCCGUCGGGAGAUCUUCGUGAACUGUCUGUUCCUAUGCAUCUGCUCCGGCGGGCCUCCGCUGCGAUCGAUCUCCAGGGAGGAGCGUGGUGCAACAACGUGACCUCCUGCCUCGACCGGAAGAACACCCGCUUGGGUUCCUCCAAGGCGAUGGUGAAGCAGCUCGCGUUCUCUGGGAUCUUCGGCAACAAGCAGGCUACGAACCCAGACCUUUACAACUGGAACAAAGCCAGAGUUCGAUACUGCGACGGCUCCUCCUUCACUGGGGACGUGGAGGCCGUGGAUCCCGUGAGUUGCAGCAGCAGCAGUAGUAGCAGUAGUAGUAGUAGUAGUUGUUGUUGUUGUUGUUUUAUCCAGUCAUAUACCGCUGACCUCAGAGAAGCCCUGACCUUGCCCCGAUUCCGGUGACGGCGCAGGCUACCAAUCUCCACUUCAGAGGAGGGAGGAUCUUCCUCGCCGUCAUAGAGGAGCUGCUCGCCAAGGGGAUGAGCGGCGCAGACCAGGUGGUCGAAGAGGGUUUUGCGUUGGAGGCUCUUGCUCCUUCCGCGGACUUCCUGCUUCCUCACGAGUGAUCGUCCCCUUGAAUCUUGCAGGCCCUCCUCUCCGGCUGUUCGGCGGGGGGGUUGACCGCCAUCCUGCAGUGCGACAGAUUCCGUGCGCUCCUUCCGGCGGCCGCCAAGGUCAAGUGCCUCGCCGACGCAGGGUUCUUCGUCAAUGCGUGAGUGCUCGAGCUCGAUCCGACUGACCGGGGUUCUUCCCCCGAGUUUUUCCGGGCUGACGACGCUGCCGGCCGGCGCUGCAGGAAGGACAUCACCGGCGCUGAGCGCAUUCAAGCUUUCUACAGCGACGUCGUGGCGACGCACGUAUGAUUGCUUCCUUCCGCCUCUCGCUUUCCUGAUAUCUCACUCAGGCCCUCUCAUGUCCUCUCCCUCUACCUCUGGUUCGCCAGGGCUCUGCGAAGAACCUGCCGUCGUCGUGCACCUCGCGGCUGAGCCCGGGCCUGGUAAGCAAUGCCGUCAAACCGCCGCCACCUCCACCAGUAUGCGGUGCUUCUCGCCUUCAUGGAUCGAACUAACGUGGCCCCGGCCCGCACGCAGUGCUUCUUCCCGCAGAACGUGGUUCAAGGAAUCCGGACCCCUCUCUUCAUCCUGAACGCCGCCUAUGAUUCCUGGCAGGUAAGCCCGACCGCCGUUUAGGGUUCUUGUUCUUCGCCGGAUCAGCCGAUGGCCUGAACUUUGGAGUGAAUCUGCGGGAGAAUUUUUGAUCUCCGGGGAGGGAUUAAUCUGCGGGUUUUCAGAUCAAGAACAUCCUGGCACCGGGAGCAGCGGAUCCCCACGGGACCUGGCGCGACUGCAAGCUCGACAUAAAGAAAUGCUCCCCCGCCCAAAUCCAGACGAUGCAUGGUCAGUGGAGCGGUCGCUGUUCUUCGUUAAUCUUACCGCCGACGGAGAAGAGAGUAAGUCGGGCGUUGACGGAGGCUGUCUUGAGCGUGGACAGGUUACAGGGAGGGAUUCCUGAAGGCGCUGGCGGCGGUGGGAAACUCUCCGUCGAGGGGCUUCUUCAUCAACUCCUGCUACGCCCAUUGCCAGUCGGGGAUGCAAGAGACGUGGCUGAGGGGGGACUCUCCCAAGCUCGACGAUACGGUCUGAUCCGUGAUCUCUACCUUGAUAGAUGAGAUAGAUCGGUAGAGGGGGAAUCGUUUCCUCGAGAUCAUGAUCCAUUUUUCGUUUCCUCGUCUGCAGACGAUUGCAAAGGCGGUAGGGGACUGGUUCCAUGACCGGCAGGGGUUUCAGAAGAUCGACUGCCCUUAUCCCUGCGACAAGACAUGCCACAAUCGCAUCUUUGAAUGA
Spirodela intermedia is the source of this 2253-nucleotide messenger RNA. Lineage: Eukaryota; Viridiplantae; Streptophyta; Magnoliopsida; Alismatales; Araceae. The record is from the annotation of a GenBank genome assembly.